GAAACUUCCCAGUUUAGAAUUCCAAAAGAGACAGGUUCUCUCCUGCUGUGUGGUUAAUGAAACUGGUAGGCCGGCCGGCUUCCUCCUGGUUGCCGUGGAAACGACCAGGCCACUGGCCCUCUGGAAACGGAAAAGAACAGCUAGUGCGAGACCACGAGACCACGCAUUCCACCCUUGCUAGCAGAUUAAACCAGACGUCAAGCCAGGGUGAGGGAUCAGUGGCCAGGCAAGAGGUCCGGCGGUCUGCAGACCAGAGAGGAGAGUCAAGACCCCGCGUUGGCUGCAAGAUGUGAGUGUCUGUGAAUUGGCUCAUGAAGGAGAAACAGGAACACACCAGUCUAUGCUAGAGAAGAAUGAUACGGCCUUCCACUCACUGCCUGCUUCUGUUUGGAGCACUAGGCAUCUUUGUACUCGAUCACCUCACAAAAGGUCAGAAGAACAACACACUAAUUUUCACAAAGGAAAACACUAUUCGGAACUGUAGCUGCCCUGUAGACAUCAGGGACUGUGACUACAGUUUGGCCAACUUGAUGUGCAGCUGUAAAACCGUCCUGCCUUUUGCUGAGGAGCAAACCAGCUAUAAUGGCCAUCUGACCAUCUGGUUCACGGACACAUCCACAUUGGGCCACCUGCUGAAUUUCACUCUGGUCCAAGACCUGAAGCUUUCUCUGUGUGGUUCCAACACCCUCCCCACCGAGUACCUGGCUGUCUGUGGCUUGAAGAGGCUUAGCAUCAACACUGAAGCCAAGCAUCCCUCCCCAGAGCAGAGCUUGCUCAUCCACAGCAGAGGGGAAGGGGAUUGCUAUUACAAAGGCUGGCAAACAUGUAUGUUCAUCUCUUUCUUAGAUAUGGCUCUUUUCAACAGAGACUCAUCUUUAAAAUCAUACAGUAUCGAUAACAUUUCCAGCAUCACAAGAGACUUUCCUGAUUUUUCUUAUUUUAAAACUUUCCCAAUGCCAAGCAACAAAAGCUAUGUUAUCACAGUCAUUUACUAAUAUCCUGUGUCCAUCUGCCUGGAACGCUGGGAAAUGAUGGCCCAUUUGAUCAAGGAAUCUGGGAAUUGGGCUAGGAGAUAGGUAUCCCCUUCUCUUCCCUCAGCCCCCAGUUGCAACAAAGACACAUGAGUAGCCAGCUCUUUGCUCUGCUCCACAGUCAACUUUGGGAGCUAUUUUGAGAAAGAAAGAAGAGAUGGUUCCAAGGUUAGGAGCACUGGCUGUUCUUGA
This is a messenger RNA of Nannospalax galili (Upper Galilee mountains blind mole rat), 1223 nucleotides long. RefSeq names its product chromosome unknown C21orf62 homolog (gene Epcip). Lineage: Eukaryota; Metazoa; Chordata; Mammalia; Rodentia; Spalacidae. The coding region runs from base 354 to 995 and encodes 213 amino acids. The transcript is spliced from 2 exons. The record is from RefSeq and is a predicted model, not a curated record.